Trifolium pratense (red clover) is the source of this 2675-nucleotide messenger RNA. RefSeq names its product 3-ketoacyl-CoA synthase 12-like. The record is from RefSeq and is a predicted model, not a curated record. Gene Ontology annotation, molecular function: acyltransferase activity, transferring groups other than amino-acyl groups. Gene Ontology annotation, biological process: fatty acid biosynthetic process. The transcript has a single exon. Bases 641 to 2068 code for a protein of 475 amino acids. Gene Ontology annotation, cellular component: membrane. Lineage: Eukaryota; Viridiplantae; Streptophyta; Magnoliopsida; Fabales; Fabaceae.
UUGGGGUUCUGAAACCCUGUUCCUACCCUUUAUAAACUAACUCAUGGCUCAGGUACACUAUUCAUAACGCUAAAAACAUCACCCCUACAUCGUUUAAUUACUUGAUCGUCAAAGUGUCUGCAGGUACACCAGCCUCUCUAUGGAGCUGCUGAUCAAGAUCAAUUUCCUCAACCAACUCUCAGUCCGCAGAUUGUAGGUCCGGUAAGGACCACUUUUUAAUUCAAAUGUAAAUUGCUCAGAUACAUGUUUUGAAAUCCAUUAAACAAAUGUUAAACAUACAAUUGAAUUACUCAAACAUAUCCUGUAAUUUAGAAUAUAUCCUGAUUCCUAUGGGAUCCAAUUAUGGUAAAUAGAGACUGGUAGACCAGGGAACUCUUUCCUUACACAUGCCCAAGGUGUGACUAAUAUUUUGCUUUGUUUAUUGCAAUAAAAGUUGACACGGAACCUUCAAAAAAGAGAUAAGUUUGUUGGGGGUUGAAGCUGUGUAAUAUUGUUGACAUUUGCAUCUUAGUCCUUCCCCCACAAAGUGCUCUACUCACUCUCUGCUUAUAUAAAGUACCUUGUUAAUUUGAAUUUCACACUCAUCAAAAUUAAUUCAUUGUACCUCAAAUACACACAAACUUUCUCUCUCUUCUUUCUAAUGGAGUUUCUCACUUUACUUUGUGCUUUUACAAUAAUGCACUUGUGCUACCUGAUCUGGAAAGUUUAUGAUCAGAGAAGGGACCAACAGUGUUACAUAUUAAACUACCAAUGUUACAAACCAGGUGAUGAAAGAAAGCUUGGAAGCGAACGUUGUGGAAAGAUCAUAGGAAAUAAUGAUGAUAUUGGUCUGAAUGAGUGCAAGUUCUUCCUUAAAGCCAUUGUCAACUCAGGCAUUGGUGAGGAAACUUAUGCUCCAAGAAACUUCGUCGAAGGCCGAGCCACAAACCCAACAUUGCAAGACGGAAUCGAAGAGAUGGAAGAGUUUUGUCAUGAAAGCAUUGCAAAACUUCUAAACAAAUCAGGCAUUUCACCAUCGGAGAUCGAUGUUCUUGUGGUAAAUGUAUCUUUGUUUUCUGCUAUCCCUUCUUUAACUUCUAGAAUCAUUAACCAUUACAAAAUGAGAGAGGACAUAAAAGCUUAUAACCUAGCUGGUAUGGGUUGUAGUGCUAGUCUUAUUUCAUUAGACAUUAUUCAAAACAUUUUCAAGUCACAAAAGAACAAGUAUGCUCUUUUGUUGACAUCAGAAUCUUUGAGUCCAAAUUGGUAUUCAGGCAACAACAGGUCAAUGAUCCUUGCAAAUUGUCUUUUCCGCAUUGGCGGAUGUGCAAUUCUUCUCACAAAUAAAAGAUCCUUAAAGCAUAAAGCUAUACUAAAAUUGAAGCAUUUAGUUAGGACUCAUCACGGUGCCAGAGAUGACGCACAUAACUGUUGUAGUCAAAAAGAAGACGAACAAGGUAAGCUCGGUUUUUUCCUAGCUAAAGAUCUUCCAAAAGCCGCUACAAGAGCUUUCGUCGAUAAUUUAAGAGUGUUAUCGCCUAAAAUUUUACCAGCAAGGGAAUUAUUUAGGUUUCUAUUCAUGUCAGUCAUAAAAAAAGUGUCAAAAUUUCAUGUCCCUAAGUCAGCUGCAGGUGGUGUUGGUGGUACAAGUAACAAAUCACCAUUGAAUUUCAAAACCGGCGUUGAUCAUUUUUGCCUUCACACUGGAGGAAAAGCUGUGAUCGAUGGAAUAGGUAUGAGUUUAGAUCUGAAUGAGUAUGAUCUUGAGCCAGCAAGAAUGUCCUUGCAUAGAUUUGGUAACACAUCAGCAAGUAGUUUAUGGUAUGUGUUAGGAUAUAUGGAAGCUAAGAAGAGGUUGAAGAAAGGUGAGAGAGUAUUGAUGAUAAGUUUAGGUGCUGGCUUUAAAUGCAACAGUUGUUUGUGGGAAGUAAUGAGAGAUGCUGAUGAUAGAAAUGUGUGGGACGAUUGCAUUGAUUACUAUCCACCACACUCCUUAGCCAACCCAUUCAUGGAGAAGUACGGUUGGAUUAACAAUCUUGAAGAUGCAAGCACUUUCAAACACAAGCUUGCUCAGUUUCUUCAAAACUGAUUAUUAUUAUUAUUAUAUUCAUAUUACUUACUCCCUCGGGUUCUUAAUAUAAGAAACAAACUACUUUUUAUUCUUCAUUGAAAACCAGAUAUUUCAAUAAACCUAAAAAGUAGUUUGUAUCUUAUAUUAAGGAUCAGAGAGAGUAUAAUACAAGGUUUACAUGUUUUGUAUUAUUAUUGUAUCUUAAGUAUAUUUUCAUAGAAAGGAAGAAGAAAAAAAAGUUUUUAUAAUUCAGGUCUUUUCUUUAAUACAAUAGGUAUGAUCAAAUCAUGCUUAUUGUGUUUUUGGAUUUCACUUCAAUUUUUAUGUUCCCUCAAGGGUUCCUUAGCCAAUAAGGUGUUUUGUUUCUAAACUCUAUAUCAUAUUGAUUACUGAAACCUACCACAGUACUUUGUUGUUUAAUGUUAAAUAAUAAUAAACGUGUAUUACUGUAUGUUUCUUUUUCCUAGCUUUUAUUUUAUUAAACUAAAAUAUAGGUUUGUGUUAAUAUAUAUUCUCCUGUUCUUGGCAAAAAAUAGUUGUAACAUGAAAUGUUGUACUUGUUUUAUUAAAUAGUACAUGUAAUGUAAUAUAGGAAAGAUGUUGAGUUUUGGUGGGGUUGUGUGAA